UGAAAUCUUAUCAGCACAAUCUCCCUCACUGUGAUGUUGUCUGGUGCCCAUUCCGAGUCCGUAUUUCCGUCAAGUGACAAGUGCGUGUGACCCAAAGUGCAAAAACUGAAAGUGUGUGAUGGUCUCGUACUACAACUCGACCAACAUGUACCGUCACCAGCAAGCCGUCGCGGCGCCGGCCAACGCGCCCAUGCACUCAUGGUACGCGGGCUACCAUCAGGGCGCCCAGAUGGGCCCCGAGCAGCAGAUGUGGGAGCCCCAAAUGUGGCACCAUCACAGCCACAUGCCGCCACAUUCGGUCUUUGCGGCCAAUAAUGCCGAGUUCCCGGAGUUCGUGCACUCCGGGAUGGUGCACAACGACGGCACGCAACUGAUGCCGUCGCCCACCGUUUCCGGGAGUGAAAUGUCGAGUCCGGGCGCUGGAAGUGGGAAUUUAUCGCCGCAGAUUCAGACGCAAGUGGCCAGGCCGCCGCCGGCGAGGAGUCCCUAUGAGUGGAUUAAGAAAACCUCCUACCAGAGUCAGCCUAAUCCCGAACCGGCCGAUUUCGCUGACGCUCCGGACGCAAUCGGCAAGACCCGGACGAAAGACAAAUACCGCGUAGUUUACACCGACCAUCAGCGAGUGGAGCUCGAAAAAGAGUUCUACUACAGCCGCUACAUCACAAUCCGGCGGAAAGCCGAAUUAGCCAACAGUCUCGGAUUAUCCGAACGUCAAGUGAAAAUCUGGUUCCAGAAUCGUCGUGCUAAGGAACGCAAACAGGUGAAAAAACGCGAGGAGGUCACCCAGAAGGACAGUCCAAUGAACAUGGGACACCUAACCCAGCAGCAAAUCAUCCACAACACCCAGACUCAGAUGGGCCAGGCCCUAAUUCCCUCACAACUCAUAUGACCGUCCCCUUACGUGGAAUGGAAAGAAGACAAUCUUCAGUGUUUGUGAUGAAAUUGUGUUGUGAUUUUGCGUUUUUAUUUAUUUUAUCGAGUCACAUCACCCCGGAGAUUACUGUGCAUAAUUCAUAUAUUUAUCUUUUUGUUACGGCCAUUGUGUAUAUAGUAUUGUAUAAAGGUUUAUCUGUUGUGUUGUAGCAUUUUUAAACUGUUCAUCGGAGUGUGGCACCGGAUUAUCUAGAAAUUCGCACUUUGUAAAUUUGUACAAACGUUUAUGUGCCUUCUUGUUGCUUCUUCUUCACUAUACCUUGUAAAUAAAGGUCGCUGUAUCCACGUCUUGUUGUGUUGCAGAGUAGGGGCAGAUUGUAACUUAUUUUUUGGUAUCGAGUGAAGAAUAAAUGAUUUUAUUUGAAA
This is a messenger RNA of Tribolium castaneum (red flour beetle), 1299 nucleotides long. RefSeq names its product caudal (gene Cad). The transcript has 3 exons. Bases 119 to 889 code for a protein of 256 amino acids. Gene Ontology annotation, biological process: animal organ morphogenesis; cell differentiation; embryo development. The record is from RefSeq and is a predicted model, not a curated record. Lineage: Eukaryota; Metazoa; Arthropoda; Insecta; Coleoptera; Tenebrionidae. Gene Ontology annotation, molecular function: RNA polymerase II transcription regulatory region sequence-specific DNA binding; DNA-binding transcription factor activity, RNA polymerase II-specific. Gene Ontology annotation, cellular component: nucleus.